Messenger RNA from Cokeromyces recurvatus, 153 nucleotides. RefSeq lists its product as uncharacterized. The annotation marks the transcript as partial. Gene Ontology annotation, molecular function: nucleic acid binding. Lineage: Eukaryota; Fungi; Mucoromycota; Mucoromycetes; Mucorales; Mucoraceae. The transcript has a single exon. The record is from RefSeq and is a predicted model, not a curated record.
GCUAAAUUCAAGAGCAAUAUUAGAAGAAACCCGUUGAAGAAAAGAGACGAGCUGACUCCACGAGUUGCAGAAGCAUACAGGUCAGUUACACCAAAAUACUGUAAAGUAUGGAUAAGAAAUGCUACCUCAUAUUGGGAUAGAUGCCUUCAAAAA